This is a messenger RNA of Sungouiella intermedia, 366 nucleotides long. The record is from the annotation of a GenBank genome assembly. NCBI's taxonomy places the organism in Eukaryota, Fungi, Ascomycota, Pichiomycetes, Serinales, Metschnikowiaceae.
AUGCGUCUCGACGAAGAGUCCAAGGCAUUUCACUAUGCCGUGUACGCAGUAGUGGGCCAAAUCCCUUAUGGAAAAGUAACUUCGUACGGUCAUAUCGCCUAUCUCAUAGGAAGACCCAAGAACGCCCGCCAGGUGGGCUCUUCUCUCAAACACUCUGAGUAUAUAGUUAGUCAGCUUAAUCUGGAGGAUGCUGGAAUCUCCGAUUUGCCCUGGUGGCGGGUCAUUCUGAGCGCAGGUACAAUCUCCAAACGAGAUUCUGGCGAAUAUGAACAGGCCAGGCGCUUACAGGAUGAAAAGGUCGUGGUGGACGGGAUGAAGGUGGAUUUAGAUGACUUCGGUUGGUUUCCGGACCUGGUGGAUAUUUAA